This is a messenger RNA of Limulus polyphemus (Atlantic horseshoe crab), 1971 nucleotides long. RefSeq names its product zinc finger protein 329-like. Lineage: Eukaryota; Metazoa; Arthropoda; Merostomata; Xiphosura; Limulidae. Gene Ontology annotation, biological process: regulation of transcription by RNA polymerase II. Gene Ontology annotation, molecular function: RNA polymerase II cis-regulatory region sequence-specific DNA binding; DNA-binding transcription factor activity, RNA polymerase II-specific. The transcript has 3 exons. The record is from RefSeq and is a predicted model, not a curated record. The coding region runs from base 68 to 778 and encodes 236 amino acids.
AGUUGAUUCCUUGGAAGAAAGUUUUCUACAUACAAAUUGUGAUAUAGCAUCAGAGAAAAGUGAGAACAUGUCUGUUCAAGUGAAAAUGGAACAGCCUGGUGAUCUACUACAAGAUGUUUCAAAGUUCAGUUGCAGUGAUGAUGAGAAUCAGAAUAGUUCAUUCUAUAAUGCUAUGAACCUAAAAACAGAGACUGAAUUUCAAAGAGAGAUUGAAUCAGGGUUAGAAAGAACAUGUGAUAAAGAGACCAGUGGGAACAUCUGUAGCGGAAGUCAGUUUCCUGGUUAUGUUAUAAAACAAGAAAAUCACUUUACAGAAGACGUAAAAUCCCAAAAUUACAAUAUUAGUGGAGAAACAAAAUUAAGUGGAAAUAACCUAAAAGCAUCUAACAUUCAUCAGUGUGAUGAUAAACUAUACAGUUGUGGAAAAACAUUUGAUAACCUAACACAACAAAAGAAGACUUAUUCUGGAGAGAAACCAUAUCAUUGUGUAGUUUGUAGAAAACAGUUUAAAAGAAACAGUAACUUAAAAAUUCAUAAAAGAAAACACACUGAGGAGAAACCAAAUAAUUGCACAGACUGCGGAAAACAAUUUAGAGACAAGAGUGCCUUAACAACACACGAAAGAAUACACACUGGGGAGAAACCUUACAGUUGUACAGUGUGUGAAAAACAGUUUGGAAAAAACAGUGAAUUAAAAAUACAUCAAAGAAACACACUGGGGAGAAACCUUACAGUUGUAGAGUGUGUGAAAAACAGUUUGGAACAAAGGGUCGCUUAAAAAAACAUGACAAAAUACACACUGGAGUGAAACCUUACAGUUGUAUAGUGUGUGAAAAACAGUUUAGACAAAAGUGUCAUUUAAAAGAACAUGAAAAAAUACAUAGUGGGGAGAAACCUUACAGUUGUACAGAGUGUAGAAAACAGUUUAGAUGGAAGAGUCAGUUAAAAGUACAUGAAAGAAUACACAGUGGGGAGAAACCAUACAGUUGUACAGUGUGUGAAAAACGGUUUUGAGAAAAGUAUCAUUUAAAGAUCAUGAAAGAAUACAUAGUGGGGAGAAACCUUACAGUUGUAAAGUGUGUGGAAAACAGUUUAGAUGGAAGAGUCAAUUAAAAGUACAUAAAAGAAUACACAGUGGGGUGAAAUCUCUUAGUUGUACAGCGUGUGUGAAAAACAGUUUGGAAACAAGGAUUAUUUAAAAAUACAUGAAAGAAUACACACUGGGGAGAAACCUUGUAGUUGUACAGUGUGUGAAGAACAGUUGGAAUAAAGGGUUGCUUAAAAAACAUGAUAAAAUACACACUGGAGUGAAACCUUACAGUUGUAUAGUGUGUGAAAAACAGUUUAAAAGGAAGAGUGAAUUAAAAAUACAGUAAGGAAAACACACUGGGGAGAAACCUUACAGUUGUGCAGUGUGUGAAAAACAGUUUAGAUGGAUGAGUCAAUUAAAAAUACAUGAAAGAAUACACACUGGGGAGAAACCUUACAGUUGUACAGUGUGUGAAAAAUGGUUUAGAGAAAAGGAUCUUUUAAAAGUACAUGAAAGAAUACAUAGUGGGGAGAAACCUUACAACUGUACAGAUUGUAGAAACAGUUUGUAACAAAGAGUACUUUAAAAAUACAUGAAAGUACACACUGAGGAAAAACUGUAUUGUUGUAUAAAUUGUCGAAAACAGCUUGGGAAAAAAAGAGAAUCCUUAAAUUUGUACAAUGUGUGAAAAAGACUUUGGAUAAAGCAGUUCCUUAACAUAUGAAUGUAUACAUAAUUAAUAGAAACCCUGAAGUUGAAAGUUUUGCAGAAAGCUAUUUCAAAGUAUCUCUUAAGUUAAAAAACAUGAAGAGAAUACAUACUGGUGUGAAACCUUACAGUCAUGUAGUAUGUAAUAAAGAGUUUAGAACAAAUAGUGUUUUAAAAUAUCAUAAAGGAUACAUACUGUAGAGAUAACUUACAGUUUUUCAGUUUAUUGAAAA